Messenger RNA from Chanos chanos (milkfish), 2448 nucleotides. Its product is annotated as protocadherin gamma-C5-like. Bases 1 to 2448 code for a protein of 815 amino acids. Gene Ontology annotation, molecular function: calcium ion binding. The record is from RefSeq and is a predicted model, not a curated record. Gene Ontology annotation, cellular component: plasma membrane. Gene Ontology annotation, biological process: homophilic cell-cell adhesion. Lineage: Eukaryota; Metazoa; Chordata; Actinopteri; Gonorynchiformes; Chanidae. The transcript has 2 exons.
AUGGGGAUUAUUUACAGUCAAAGGAGGAGGUUGCUGUUUUACUGUUAUUUUGUAUUUCUUUGGAACACAUUGGAUGCACGCAUUCGGUACACUAUACCAGAGGAGUUAAAAGAGGGCUUUGUUGUUGGAAACAUCGCCAAAGACCUUGGCUUGGAGAUCUCUGACAUAAAAGGUCGCAGAUUACGAAUAAAUUCUGAGUCUGGUAAAACGUAUUUUGGUGUGGAUAUGACAAAAGGUGAGAUUAUUGUAAAUGAAAGAAUCGACAGAGAGAAUCUAUGUGGGCAAAAUGUUCCAUGUUUAUUACCACUGGAGCUUGUUUUAGAAAAUCCUUUGCAGCUGCAUCAUAUUGAGAUUGAAAUACAGGAUAUCAAUGACAACACACCUCAGUUCCUCUCUAAUGAAGGUGUUUUGAAUAUUCCGGAGUCUGUUAAUCCCGGUGCUAAAUUUCAUCUUGAAAGUGCACGGGACCCUGACGUUGCAUCAAAUUCUUUACGAUCGUAUACUUUGAGCAAUAACAACAAUUUCGUAUUAAAUGUAAAAAAUGAGGAUGGAACGAAAAUUCCAGAAUUAGUGGUAGAAAAACCUCUUGACAGAGAAAAACAGGCCGUUUACAGACUUACUCUGACAGCUGUGGAUGGUGGCAAUCCUAUGCGAUCCGGAACGACUACAAUUACGAUUAUAGUUUUGGAUAAUAACGAUAACGCUCCUCAGUUUGAAAAAUCGUCGUAUGAAGCUAAUAUUUAUGAAAACGCGCCAACUGGCACUGAAGUUUUGACUGUUCGAGCCACAGAUUUAGACGAGGGACUAAAUGGGGAGGUGGAGUAUUUCCUCGGCGGCACAACUGAAAAUAAAGAUACUGCAUUUGAUAUUGAUCCUCAGACUGGUGUCAUUAAAGUUAGCGGACAACUGGACCAUGAACAGAGAAAUUUACAUAAACUGGAGGUAAUAGCUAAAGACCGUGGGAAUCCACAGUUAGAGGGACAUUGUACUGUUAAAAUAAUAGUGACUGAUGUAAAUGAUAAUGCCCCAGAUAUAAUUUUAACCUCAUUGACGAGUCCAGUUCCGGAGAACGCCGCUCUUAAUACUGUUGUUGCACUCAUUAGUACAAAAGAUGCUGAUUCUAAAGAUAACGGAAAAGUUAAACUAACUGUGGUACCUGGCUCGCCAUUCCGACUCAAUUCCUCUGUCUCCAACCAUUACGCACUGGUUACGAAUGGUGUACUAGAUCGAGAGACGCACGCAGAAUAUAACAUUGAAUUAAAAGCAGUUGAUUCAGGUUCGCCAGCGAUGUCAUCUAAUAAAAUCCUAAAAAUCGGUAUCUCAGACAUCAAUGACAAUGCUCCAGUUUUCUCCCAGCCUUCGUAUUCAGUUUAUGUAAAGGAAAACGUUGCUCCAGGAUCGCUCUUAUGUUCUGUGGCUGCUUCUGACCCAGAUGAAGGAGAAAAUUCGAAAAUCUCAUAUUCUAUUCGUGUUACAAACAUACAAGAUGUACCUGUAUCCUCGUAUUUAUACAUAAAUUCAGACAACGGAAGUAUCUUUAGUAUGCAUUCCUUUGAUUAUGAAAAAAUUAAAGUGUUUCAAAUCCAGGUGCAGGCCAAAGACCGUGGUUCUCCAUCACUUAGUAGCAACGUCACUGUUCAGAUUUUUAUUCUGGAUCAAAAUGACAAUGCCCCUGCUGUCAUUUACCCCUCUGGAGUCCUGGGCUCUGUUUCUCAUCAGAGGAUGCCCCGGUCUGCUAAAGCGGGACACCUCGUUACUAAGGUAACGGCAGUGGACGCUGACUCAGGUCACAACGCCUGGAUGUUCUAUAGACUUGUAGAGGCUACAGACAUGUCCCUGUUCGGUGUAAAUCUACAUACAGGAGAGGUGAGGACUAAACGCUCAGUUUCUGAGCAGGAUGACACCUCUCAGAGACUGAUAAUAGAGAUAAAGGACAAUGGAGAGCCAGUCCAGUCCAGCACAGUCACUGUGGAUAUACUGUUAGAAGAGAGGCUUCCUGAGCCAAUCUCUAACAUUCAGGAAAGAAAUACAGACACCAACAGAAAAGGCACUAAAAUCACAUUCUACUUGAUCAUCGCUUUGGCAUCUGUGUCUGUGCUGUCACUGAUGACAUUUAUCAUUUUGAUUGUGAAAUGUGCAAGACAUAACAGGGGUAGCACAACGUGUUGCAUCAGAAGGGGCGAUUCUGAUGGAUACAAAAGCCCGAACAGAAAUCUGCAGAUCCAACUCAACACUGACGGGCCUAUAAAAUAUGUGGAGGUCUUAGGAGGUGACAUGCUGUCUCACAGUCAGUCCUUCGGGUCCUGUCUCUCUCCAUUGUCAGAAUUCAGUGAUUUCACCCUCGUUAAACCCAGCAGCACCAUUGACUUUAAGGAAAUUAAUGUGCUUGAUGCAUCUCUGCCCGACAGCGCCUGGACAUUUGAGAGUCAACAGACCAAUGUUCUAUAA